CCGCUCUGUGCACAGACGGAGGUUCCGGUUCCGGUCUGGUGGAUUUGGACUUCUGGUCCGGUAUCUUCUAAGGGACCGGGUGAGUUUACCGGGGACAGAGGGCGGGGCUGGCGGGAGAGGGACCCAAGAGCUCACACUCUAAUCAUAGUGGAAAUAACUGGACCCAAGAGCUCGCACUCUAAUCAUAUUGGAAAUAACUGGACCCAAGAGCUCGCACACUAAUCAUAUUGGAAAUAACUGGACCCAAGAGCUCGCACACUAAUCAUAGUGGAAAUAACUGGACCCGAGAGCUCGCACACUAAUCAUAUUGGAAAUAACUGGACCCGAGAGCUCGCACACUAAUCAUAUUGGAAAUAACUGGACCCAAGAGCUCGCACACUAAUCAUAGUGGAAAUAACUGGACCCAAGAGCUCGCACACUAAUCAUAGUGGAAAUAACUGGACCCAAGAGCUCGCACACUAAUCAUAGUGGAAAUAACUGGACCCAAGAGCUCGCACACUAAUCAUAGUGGAAAUAACUGGACCCAAGAGCUCGCACUCUAAUCAUAGUGGAAAUAACUGGACCCAAGAGCUCGCACUCUAAUCAUAGUGGAAAUAACUGGACCCAAGAGCUCGCACACUAAUCAUAGUGGAAAUAACUGGACCCAAGAGCUCGCACACUAAUCAUAGUGGAAAUAACUGGACCCAAGAGCUCGCACACUAAUCAUAGUGGAAAUAACUGGACCCAAGAGCUCGCACUCUAAUCAUAGUGGAAAUAACUGGACCCAAGAGCUCGCACUCUAAUCAUAGUGGAAAUAACUGGACCCAAGAGCUCGCACUCUAAUCAUAGCGGAAAUAACUGGACCCAAGAGCUCGCACUCUAAUCAUAGCGGAAAUAACUGGACCCAAGAGCUCGCACUCUAAUCAUAGUGGAAAUAACUGGACCCAAGAGCUCGCACUCUAAUGAUAGUGGAAAUAACUGGACCCAGGAGCUCGCAAUCUAAUGAUAGUGGAAAUAACUGGACCCAGGAGCUCGCAAUCUAAUGAUAGUGGAAAUAACUGGACCCAAGAGCUUGCAAUCUAAUGAUUGUGGAAAUAACUGGACCCAAGAGCUUGCAAUCUAACCAAAUUGGAAAUAACUGGACCCAGGAGCAUACCAUGUAAUGACACUACUUCUGGACCCAAGAGCUCACAGUCCAGUCAUAUUUGAAAUAGCUGCACCCAGGAGCUUACAAUCUAAUGACUCCCAUACUAGGGGCAGGUGCUCACAUUGGAAACAACUGGAUGCAAGAGCUUGCGAUUUACUGAUGCUACUACUGGCCCCAAGAGUUCGCUGUGUAAUCCUUUUAAAAAGAGCUGGGCCCAAGAGCUUGCAAUCUAAUGAUACCACUAAUAGACACUGUUGUUCAGUCUAAUCACAUUGGAAAGAGCUGGGCGCAAGAGCUGCAAUUCAAUUCUACUACGACUACUGGAUCCAAGAACUCAGGUUUUCAUCAAAUUGGAAAGAGCUGGAUGCAGGAGCUUGUAGUCUAAGGACGGCGCUUCUAAUAUUCCCAGCAGUUUAGUCUACUUAUAUUGGCAAUGGCUGGGCCCAGGAGCUUCCAAUCUGAUAAUCCUGGAGGAUGCUCAGUCAGGAUUUUACCACUAAUGUUAAUGGAGGUUUGUAGGGGAAAAGGCUUGCACUGUAAGAUUUUCUUUUAAGAUAUUGACCGCUGCCUACAGGAUCUUGUAAUAGACUGCUGGUUGCAGUAGUUUACAGUCUAAUCACAUUGGAAGAUGUUUGCUAAGAUCUCAAAGUUUGUCACUAUAAGCGAACGCUUAGGAGCUCACAAUCUAAUGGCAUUAGUGAUGGCUAGACCCAGCAGAUCCAAUUCUAAUGACCAUGGUGGUGAUAUAAUUGCUGUAUAAUAAUAUAAUGGUGAGGAUAUACUUGCCAUAUAAUAUGGUGAUUGUAUUAUAUAAUUGCUGUAAAAUAUAAUGGUGAUAUAGCUAUAUAAUAGAAAUGCUGUAUAAUAAUACUAUAAUGGUGAUAUUGCUGUAUAAUAUAAUAAUGAUAUAAUUGCUGUAUAAUAAUGGUGAUAAUUGCUGUAUAACCAUAUAAUGGCGAUGAUAUUACUGUCUAAUAUAAUAAUCUGAUUAUAUAAUAGUUGUAUAAUGGUGAGGAUAUAAUUGCUAUAUAAUAUAACGGUGAUUGUAUAAUAGAAUAUAAUAUGGUGAUAUAAUUGCUGUAUAAUAUAAUGGUGAUAUUGCUAUAUAAUAGAAUUGCUGUAUAAUAAUAUGGUGAUGAGAUAAUUGCUGUAUAAUAUAAUAACGAGAGAAUUGCUGUAUAAUAAUGGUGAUGAGAAUUGCUGUAUAAUAAUGGUGAUGAGAAUUUCUGUAUAAUAAUGUGAUUAUAUAAUUGCUGUAUAAUAAUGUGAUAAUUGCUGUGUAAUAUAAUAAUGAGAAUUGCUGUAUAAUAUGAGAAUUGUUUUAUAAUAUAUUGCUGUAUAAUAAUAAGGUGAUAAAAUUGCUGUAUAAUAAUGGUGAUAUAAUUGCUGUAUAAUAUAGUAAUGUGAUAUAAUUGCUGUAUAAUGUAAUGAUAUAAUAAUUGCUGUAUAAUAUGGUGACAAUAUAAUUGCUGUAUAAUAUAAUGGUGAGGAUAUAAUUGCUGUAUAAUAUGGUGAGGAUAUAAUUGCUGUAUAAUAAUAUGGUGAGGAUAUAAUUGCUGUAUAAUAUAAUGUAAUGAUAUAAUUGCUGUAUAAUAUGGUGAUUGCUGUAUAAUAUGGUGAUGAUAUAAUUGCUGUAUAAUAUAGUAAUGUGAUAUGAUAAUUGCUGUAUAAUGUAAUGAUAAAAUAUUAAUUGCUGUAUAAUAUGGUGAUAAUAUAAUUGCUGUAUUAAGUGAAAUGUGAAUUGUUCACAAUGAAGAUGGUGUAGCAUAGGAGAGAACAAUCUAGGAUCUUAGUGUAAUUAUUUUAGAGACAAAAGGAGAGAGAUUUCUUAUCGGUCACUGGUCAGCUAGUAGUGAUAUUAGGAGGAUAAAGGGGUUUUGGGCCUGAAAUAAAAAAAAAAAGGUGGGGGGGGGAGAGUGGUGGUGAAACUUCGAUUAAAAAUUAACUUUUAAUUCUAAGAUUAAAAAAAUGUUGUCAUUCCCUAGUAUUGGCAUAUACUCAAAGACAGAACAAAGCAAAAAACAACAAAUGGUACUUGUGGUUUAGAUACGGUGUAUAUCGGAGAGAAGUAGUAAUGGUUUGUGGACUCUCCAUAGAGUUGCAGUAUCUAAUAACAAUGUACUCGGUGACUCGCCAGAUAUUGCUGAGUAGUUCGAUAUAGAAGCUGUUACCUGGUGAUUGUAUCUCUGCCAGAGCAAAAAAACUUAGUGAAAACCAAUUCUGACGUUUUAAAUAGUAUGGGGAUCCCAUAAGUCUAUAACAUAUAAUACCAUAUAUUCGAGGUAGCAGGCAGCCGGUUGGUCCCUACUACUUGUCCCUACAACGUAUUUGACAGCCGGCACUGGUUCUCUCCAUAUUGUGAGCCCGAAAUAGCAGAAUAAAACGGCUUCCAAUUCUUACACAGCUACUGCUAAAGGAAAAAGAACGUCAAAAUUAGAAGUUACCAAAAGGAAGUAAAACUAAUAAUGCGGACUUGGUCCCCACUGAACCCGCGGCUAAGAUAAUAAUACGUUUUAUCAAAAAGGUUUUGGUAAAGUCUGAUAGCCUUCUGGUUCAAGACCCACGUUAGUAUACACCCGACACGCGUUUCACCCGGUAACCGUUAGCCGGGAUCAUCAGGAGUGUGGGGGUUGUUUCCAAAUUGUCUGGUUUUUAAAAAAGGCUAAUCUCGAUAGUCUUUGGUUAAUCUGCCGCUAUCCGCUAAGCGGUUUUUCUCAAGAUCCUUCAACCUCUUUCCCUUAAAAAGUCAAAGAGCGGAUCUCCGAAACGAAUCCAUGUUUUUAAUGUACCGGUAAUAUCUCUAGUAAAGCGUGUAUGUCAAUGUAGUCCAAUAGACUCAAAGUAAAGUUCCGAAAUGUAGCGGUUGAGCACUGUUUGGUUAUGGAAAUACUUUAAAUUCGUUCAACUUUGAAUGUUUUUUCCUAUCGGGAUCCAGUUAUUGCGAUACAUUUAUGUCCAGAAGCUGUGAUUUCCAGCCCAAACCUAUCCACAUAGAGAUACAUUAGUUCGUUAUUAAUGGGACCUUAUUCUCCAAGUGAUUUUUCUCUGUUUUAAAGUUUUGAGAUACCGAUACUGAAUAGGUCAAUAUAUUUAAAGUAUAGGUUUAUUCUGAUAAAAGUCAAUAAAUUAAUCGCUAAUGGGACUUAUUCAGUAUGAUAAAUAGAUCAAAUUGGAAAUGUGAAUACAUAUUGAAGUGUCCAUUGAUAUGUUUAUAGAUGGCUCAGAGCAAUUGAAAAAUAAAAGCGUAGUCUUAUUGAGCAGUAUGCCCCAAAGGUGUUUUAUCAUAGCCAUCUUUAUAUGUGCAGGAAAAAAAGGGGGAGGGGGGUGUUAUACAUCCAUUCUUAAAGGUACACUAUAGGGUCAGGAACACUAACCUGUAUUCCUGACCUUAUAUUGCUAAACACACCAUUAAGGUGCCACCCCACUUAACCCCGUUAAAAUCAAUUAAAACUCCCCUUAUUUCCAGCGCUGCGCAGGUCCACGGGCGCUGGCUCCGCCCCCUUUGUGAUAUCAGAAUUGCCCAUUUUUACCUAAUCCAUUGCUUUCUCAUGGGCAAGUGAUGGGGCCAAACAUCGUUUUGGCCAAUCAGCACCUCCUCAUAGUGAUCAAUAAUAAAACAAGAUAUUCUGUGAUAACAGGCGCUUAAAACCGAAUUUAACAAGUGCUCUUAAUACAGCCGCACUCACACAAAACGUGGGACCUCUCCAGUCCUACUAUAAUCAAAUGCAAAAAAAAUACUAUUUCCACAACCAGUGUGUAGUAGUGAAGGUGUGUAGCGCUAAAUAAUAUUCACUUACUCCUCAGAUUCCUUUAGGGGUAUAGAUAAUCUUCUGGCUAGGAACAUUUUUAGAAAUAUAAUUUUUCCUAGUUACCAGAAGAUUAUCUAUACCCUCUGGGGAGUAAGUGGAUAUUAUUUAGUGCUACAUACCUUCACUACUACACACUGGUUGUGGAAAUAGUGUUUUUUUUUUUUAGCACCUCCUCAUAGAGCUGCAUUGAAUCAAUGCCUCUCUAUGAGGAAAAUUCAAUGUCCCCAUUCAGAACGUGGAGAUGCUGAGUGGCAUUGCUGCCUACUGUGCAGCACUGAGCCAGGAAGCACCUCCAAUGGCCAUCUAAUGAGUGGCCAUUUGGAGGUGUCCCUAGGGGGAUAUUGUCCCAUAUUUUAUAUAUGUACGAAUGGGUUUUUGUAUAUUAAAGUUUCAACUAAACGUUUGUGCUAUGAAAAUAAUAUGUAGGGACAAGUCCUUUUAUAUACAUGGAGAAAUGUGCAUUAAAGACAGUUUGUAUAGAGGCAUCCGUUAUAUGGCAGUAUAUACGUGGGUGUAAAACAAAAAGCAAUAAAAUCCAAUAAAAGGAAAGACAGUCCAACUGGUAUAUUCUUAUAGGUGUCCUUGGUCUUCUAUUUUUGUGGUGGUUUCACUUGUUAUGAAAGAUAAAAAGAGGGAAAAAGGACAUCCAAUGGUGUAGUAUGUAAAAUUCAGGUAUAGACGUAAAAAAUAAUAGUAUAAAACUCACAUUUACCAGAGGUAAUGUCCAGCUCUGGAGUAAAGCGCGUACAGCGGUUUAAUCCCCGCUUAUGGGAUAUAAGGCAGGUUCCUCUCCGUGGAUGGUGUCCAAUUCUCGGGAUAAAACAAACAGCCAAUAGUGCUCACUGAAUGACAGAUAGUAAUAAAAUAAUAAAAGAAAUGUACUUACAAAGUAAGAGCAGACCCACUGCUCUUUGAUGAUAGCUUGGGUGGAUUGAUCCCCACCUUUGGAUUUCUUUGGGUACAGGAAACUUCCAGGAAUUUUUAGGUUUUUUUAUCUUUCAUAACAAGUGAAACCACCACAAAAAUAGAAGACCAAGGACACCUAUAAGAAUAUACCAGUUGGACUGUCUUUCCUUUUAUUGGAUUUUAUUUAGUGUGCGCAGCCUUUUAUUGCUUUUUGUUUUAUCUUGUUUUAUAAGGGUCUGAGGGAUUCCCUUUUUAAGGUUGCUGCCUAUAGUUAUUAAGCGCUGUCUCACUCCUCUUAUCUACUAUAUACGUGGGUGUCCCCGAGUUUCCAUAAUAGAGAGAGAUCAUUUAAAAGAAAAUAAAUUUUUAUGGGGGAAAUGGCGAGUCCUAAUUGAUCAAAUAUUUCAAGACCUGAUGUGAGAAAUAAGUGUAUGUUAUGAAGAUAAAGGAGUCUUUAAAAGUAAAUGUAUAUAUUUAUGAAUGAUGUCAUGUGAAAAUAAGUAUUUUUCCAAAUGUAUAAUUGGUGUGAGAGAUUUUUAUGAUCUAAACAUCUAUAGUUUAGUUGAUAAAAGUCAUGUAGUUGAAUUCUCCAUUAAGUCCUAAUGGACUCAAUGUUUUGAAGGUAAAGAUCGACCUUGAUACUUGUUGUAGUAUUUUGGGGUUUAAGUGGAGAUGUCUUUUUAUUUUCGAUGGCCUGAAAAGACAGACUUGACGUUCCACCGUUGUCGAAGUUAUGUACAUGUCUGGUUAUCAGGGGCGUACCUAGAGCAUUUGGCACCCGGGGCGGAUCCUGUGCUUGGCACCCCAAAAAAAAAAGUUAAAGGUUUUCUUUCUUUUUUCUUUACAAUUUGUAAAGUUUGCAAAACCGCUGUCAGCCCCUCCUACAAAACCCUUGUCCUGCCCCUCCUACAAAACCUCUGUCCUGCCCCUCCUACAAAUCCUGUACUGCCCCGUCUACAAAACCCCCGCAACCCCCUUCCACAAAUCCCCUGCUUAUCCCCCCUUAUAAAGACUCCUGUCCCAAUCCAAAACCCCCGCCCCCUUCUACAAAAUCCCUGCAGCCCCACACACACAUUUACAGGCAGACAGUCACACACUCUGUUACAGGCAGACAGUCACACACUCUGUUACAGGCAGACAGUCACACACUCUGUUACAGGCAGACAGUCACACACUCUGUUACACAUUUCCUCCGUGCGGCCAGUUUAUCAGCUGUUUGCUUGUGUGAGCUGUGCUGGCCGCACGGCACCCUAACUACCAUGGGACACUGUGCGGCCACAGCUCACACAGCCCCCUCCAGCCAGGGCCGGUGCAAGGAUUUUUGCCGCCCUAGGUAAAAGUAAAGUUUGCCGCCCCCCCCAUGUGACAUUAAGCUGAAGUGGUUCUGGGGACUAUAGUGUCCCUUUAAUGUGAGGUAAAUUAGAGAUUAGUGCCACGAAUAAUAUACUAGAUUGCCUACUUACAACCAGAUGAGGAUGAUGAUGAGCUCUAGCUGCAGUCUGGCUCCACUGGUCUGGUGCAGAACAGGCUCUCUGGAGGCGGUUUGUAACUGUGGUCACAAAAAUCAAUGUUCUGGGAGAACGGGAAGCAGCUCCAUUUUUUGGGGGUCCUUUACACAGCUCAAGGUCUGGGUCCCAGGGUCCACCUUCAUGUUCCACCAAUGAGUUUGUUCACAGGGGGUGGAGUGUGUAGGGGAUGUCCUGAUAUGUGUGUAAGGAAUGCAUUGUGUGAAUUGUGUUUGUAUGUGUAAGGGCUGCAAGGUGUGUUUCUGUGUAUGUAUGGGAUGCAUUGAAUGUGUGUAAUGAAUGCAUUGUGUGUAACGGUUGCAUUGCUUGUGUAUUUGUGUCUGUGUGUGUAAUGCAUUGUGUGUUUUUCUGUGUGCAAGGGGUGCGUUGUGUGUAUGUGAUGAAUGUCAAUCUCUCCUCCCGCUCCAAUUUCCUUCUCCUCCUCCCAAUUUCUCUUUCUCACCCCCCCUCCUAAUUUCUCUCCCCCCCUAAUUUCUCUUUCCCCUCUCCUAAUAUCUCUUCCCCCCCUCCUAAUUUCAAUUUUUCUCCCCCUCUCCUAAUUUCAAUUUCUCUCCCCCCCUCCUAAUUUCUCUUUCUCCCCCAAUUUCUCUCUCACCCCCUCCUUUCUCUUUCUCCCCCUCUUUCUCACCCCCCUUUUCUCUCCCCUUGCCUCUCUCCCCCCCCUCCUUUCUCCCCCUCCCUCCUCUCUCCCUCCCUCUCUUCCUUUCUCUCUUUUCACCCCUUUCUCCUCCCACCCCCCCCCUCCCUUUCUCUUUCUCACACCCCCUCCCUACCUGUGUGUAGCGUGGCCGAGCCCUGUAUAGUCCACGGGUACAGGGAGCUUUUGUUUCCUGUACCCGGCCGGACUAACAGGAAGUGCACACUCAGUGUGCACUUCCUGUUAGUCCGGCCGGGUACAGGAGACAGCUGCUCCCUGUACCCGUCGGACUAUCAAUGCUGCAGGGCUCGGCCACGCUACAGCAAAGGAAGCUGACAGGAGGGAGCGCUCAGCGUUUCCCUCCUGUCAGCCUCUCCUCAGGCUGCGCCCGGGUGGUGCGGUCCGCCCUCAUGGACGCACCGCCCGGGCAAAGCUGCAGCCACCUGAGGCUCUUUACAGAGCGCUCGGGCGGCUGCAGCAUGGGGGGGCCGGCGGGGCUGGUCAUGGCACCCCCCACCCUGGUGGCACCCGGGGCGAACCGCCCCCCCCUUUGUACGCCACUGCUGGUUAUUGGUGUGUCGGUGCCAGCAUUAUUCGUGUGUAUAUGUUGUAAUUGUUGUGUGAUCUUUCCUAUGUAUUGAAGUCCACAAAAACAGUUCGCCAAAUAUAUCACAUUGAAUGAUUUUAACUCCUAAUUUUGAUGUGUUACAAACAAUUUGAUUGAUUUGGUUGGAGUUAUGUGUUUGCAGGCUUUGCAGUGCCCGCACCGGAAUAUUCUUUUUGUUGGUGUCAGCCAAGUGGAUUGAGGUGCAGAUUUGGAUAGAUAACUAUGUACCAAAACUAUUUAAAACGUCAGAACUUAUUUUCACUAAGUGUUUUUGCUCUGGCAGAGAUACAAUCACCAGGUAACAGCUUCUAUAUCGAACUACUCAGCAAUAUCUGGCGAGUCACCGAGUACAUUGUUAUUAGAUACUGCAACUCUAUGGAGAGUCCACAAACCAUUACUACUUCUCUCCGAUAUACACCGUAUCUAAACCACAAGUACCAAUUUUUGUUUUUUUGCUUUGUUCUGUCUUUCAGUAUAUGCUCCUUUGAUUGUACACCAUUGUUUUAGAAUCCCAAUACUAUGGAAUGACAAAAAAUUUUAAUCUUAGAAUGAAAAAUUAUGUUGGAGAUGGAUGGCCCAGGGGCACAUAGUCUAAUAUCGAGCAAUAUAAUAUAAUAAUAUAUAGAGCAAUACAGAAUAGCACUGGCAAACAGAGCUCUCAGUCUACUGAUCAGAGUUGAGUCUUUUUGACCAAUGAAUCCAGAGCUCCUGAGCUUAGCAUCCUGGUCUCACAUUCUUUUGAAACUUGAAACGUCUGUGCUAAUCCGCCUACUGUCAAGGAAUGCUUGGACCUCAACACAUUGUCUUACCACAAACAGAGACUGAUGUUCAGCUCACAUGCCAAGUGCAUUGUGUAAAUCGUUUAUUUCUCAACUGUCACAGUUACAAGAAUGGAUUGAUUCCUCUGGCAACCAGUUCAGAUCUAGCAUUGCUAGAGGGACAGUUCUCUUGGCAGACUACUCCUGUCUAGUAUUGCUGGAGUGGGCCGAUUCCAAUCCUAUCUAGUGUUGGUCGAGUGCGCAGAUUGUCCUUGCUGAUGGUAACCGUCAAGUGUUGCAGUGGACCGAUUCUCCUGACCGCGAUUCCUGUCUAGUGUUUUUGGAGUGGGCUCACUCCUGUGUAGCGUUGCCGGAGUGUGCAGAUUGUCCUUGCAGCAGAUUCCAGUCAGAUGUUGCAGUGGACCAAUUCUCCUGACUGUGAUUCCUGUCUAGUGUUGCCGGAGUGGGCCCACUCCUGUCUAGUGUUGCCGGAGUACAUCAAUUUAUCCUGGCAGCUGAUUCAGAUCUAGCUUUGUCAGAGCAGGCUUUUUGCCUUGGUAGCCAUUUCUGAUCCAGCUUUGCCAGAGUGGGUUAAUUCUUCUGGCUGCCAGUUCUGAUGUAACAUUAUCAGAAUGGACUAAUUCUUCCCAACAGUCAAUGUUGAAACAUUUUCCAGUUUUGGUUUUGCUAAGCCCACUGAAUAAAAUUGUACCCAACAGGUAUAGAUAUGUAGUGUUUUGUGAAGUAAUGUGAAAAAUGCUUACUACAUUCUCUAGCUAUUGAUGGGCACUAUUGGCUACAGACUGAAUAUGGUGAUAUGAAAACAUUUUGGCAAUUCUGCUUGAAAAUUUAUGUGAGCCUUUGAGUGCUUGGAUCAUGCCCCGUAUGUUAUGAUGUCAUGCAUUUGACAUAUUUAUUCCUCUCAAAAGGUUUGCCACCAUAUAUGUGACAACGCUGCUACUCUCAGGGGUGGCAAAAUAUUUCUGUGUCCAGGAGUCAGAGGGCUUUGGCCCUAUAUUUACAAUAUAGGUUUCUAGCGCGUACCAUUGAAGGCAGCUCAAACACCCAAACAAGUCUCUGUUCCGGUCCAAAAGAAAGUACGUGUGAUAGGAGGGGCUAGCGCCUUGGUGUGAUCUCAGAGAUAGAAGUAGUCUCGGUAGUAGUUGAGUAUAUAAAAGAGAGAGAAUACAACAAAAUCUUGUGCAGUAUAUUUUGUUUAAAAUAGUUAAGAUUAAAAAGAGGUGCACUUACGAAGUAUAGAGCUUGAGUAGUUUUACUAUGUAGCGCCAGGGCGGUAUGAUCCCCGUCUAAGGAUGGUUGGUCUCUUCUUUAAUAAGAUGCAUGCUGACCUCAGGUAGGCAGGUUAGCUCAAGGUGGUAUAUGUCCCAGCACUAGACCUUAUGAACUUGUAAUUAAAUGCCGUGAUUUCUUAUGCAGAUAAAAUAAAAAAAAUACAGUGUACACUGCUAAAAAACACAGAAUAUUAAAGGAUCACUAUAGGGGUAGGAACAUCAACAUGUAUUCCUGACCCUAUAGUGUUUAAUCCUCCAUUUAGGUGGCUUGGCUCCCUUAGAAGGGGGUUAAAACGCACCUUAUUUCCAGCACCAAGCGGGUUUGCCGACGGUGGCCCCACCUCCGCCUUCUUGGUGACAUCAGAAUUUCAGAUUUUUAGCCAAUCCAAUGCUUUCUCAUAAAGAGAGCAUUGAAUUAGCUGAAAUCGGCAAGCAGGCAGGAUGGGGGCAGGGCCAAAUGCCGUUUAGGCCAAUCAGCACCUCCUCAUAGAGCUGCAUUGAAUCAAUGCAUCUCUAUGAGGAAAAUUCAGUGUCUCCAUGCAGAGCAUGGAGACGCUGAAUGGCAGUGCUUCCUACUGUGCAGUACUGCCCCAGGAAGCACCUCCAGUGACCAUCUGUUUUAAUAUUUUAUGGUUUCUAGUAGUGUACACUAUAUUUUUUGUUUUUAUCUGCAUAAACCGAUAAAUAAUAAGUUCAUAAGAUCUUCCGCUGGGACAUAUACCAUCCUGAGGUCACCACGCACCUUAUAGAAGACAAGACCGGCUAUCUCUCUCUGUGGUGGCCACUUUUUGGGGAUUUUACAACCUGUUCCUUUGUCCAUUUGCAGAACUGGCCGUAUGCAGUUGAAUAUUAAUCUCCAGAUGGAACAUCGUAGGGUCGGAACAGAGAAAAGAAAAUGCAGUUCCUCUGCCAUGGUGAGUGCUAGCUUUUGGGUCAUUAGUAAUUGUUGAUAUUUCUUGGACCUUACAGGUGACAAUUCAAAUCCGUUUCAUUUAAUGUAAUCUUUCUAACAACAAGAUCUCGUUUAGUGUGUGUCUAUAUAUUAUUUUGUUUGUUUUAAAUAUACUAAGAAGUGUUGCCUUUAGGCAUACUAUGUGCAUUAUCAGAUAACACAGUGUUAAUCACUGAGAAUUCAAAUUGGAUUUCAAAUUUAAGGCCAAAGUAGCUGAACUGAAAGCACAGCUGACUUAGCCAAUCUGGAAACAUUCUCUAUUAUAAACUUGCACUUAAAAAUUCACUUAGAAUUCUCACUGCUGACAGCCGUAACUGCGUCUCCUUUGCAGGCUGAACCCCCACCCACGCUGAUUGUCGACUUCCGUCUUGCCGACUCAGAGCGCUCUUGUGAUCUGAGCUUGAUACAUUCUCCGAUCGAAGGCUUCUUUAUGAGUAAUUGUUAACCCCUAGGUCGGUGAUUGAGAGCCCCUAGGUCGGCGAUUGUUACUCCCAGUGUAACUAACGUCCUGCAAUGUCCCGUCUUCAUGUAACUGGGCUUUCUCCAUAUUCCUCCAGUAGUGUACGGCACAGUAAUGUCCAAUCUGUUUAUUGUAGACGGGGCUAAUUGAGUUUAUAACCAGUUACUGUCCUCUCCAGGUGACCGUGACAUUUCAUGAUGUGGCAGCGUGUUUUGAGGAGGAAGAUUGGGAAAUCAUGGAGGAAUGGCAGCGAGAGAUCUACAGAAAUGCAAUGAAGGAGAUUCACAGAGCCCUCCAAAACCUGGGUAAAAUCGAAUGCCUAGAGAGGCUGGAUAGAAGGGACCCUGACUGCGAGAGUAGAGAGGGUGGAUCGAAGGGACCCUGACUGUGGGGGUAUAGAGGGUGGAUAGAAGGGACACCGGGGUUAGGGAUGGUGGAUAGAAGGGGCACUGAUUUUGGGGGACAGGGAGGGUGAAUAAAAGGGACUCUACGGUCAGGGAGGGUGGAUAGAAGCGACACUGACUGCGGGGACAGGGUGGGUGGAUAGAAUGGACUGCGGGGGACAGGGUGGGUGGAUAGAUGGGACACUGACUGCGGGGUUUGGGAGAGUAGAUAGAAGGGACCCAGGCUGCAGGGGUUGGGAGCGUAGAUAGAAGGGACCCGGGCUGCAGGGGUUGGGAGCGUAGAGAGAAGGGACCCGGGCUGCAGGGGUUGGGAGCGUAUGGAUUGCGUGGGUAGUGAGGAUAGUUAGAAGGGACACUGACUGCGGGGGAAGGGAGGGUGAAUAGAAGGGACUGCAGGGGCAGGGAGGGAAGAGAUAAUGCCACAUAGAAUGUUGUGUGUCUGUGUGUUUGUCUCUGUGUGUGCGUUCAUUCAGUAAUUUUUCUGAGCGCCUAUUAAUAAAAUGUAUUUGAUCUGUCAGGGUACCGGAUCCUAAAUCCUGAUCUGUUGGUGAAGAUUGAGAAGUCAAUAGAAAAAAGACGGAAUGAGAUCCCAUCAACAAGUGAGUGAGUCUGGGAGCAUGGCGUUCUUUAUAGAGGGCGCAGCCAUAUGGCACUGUGUAGAAACAAUUAAAAGGGACUCUAUAAUCAGCAAAACCGUUACAGCUCAAGUCUUCAUGUACAGCCAUAACCCAGCGAAAAGGGUGUGAAUCUGUAAGAUUCAAGCUCGAAUAAAGUGGAAGUGUCCUGAAUACCCAAAUAGAUGUGUAAAGGAACAUUAUAGUGUUAUGAAUACAAACUUGUAUUAUUAACGCCAUAGUGGUUCCCACUGUUUUCCAUAAAACUAACUUAAAGCAAAAAGCUUCAUUUUUUUUUUUUUAAUCUGCUGCUGGACUCGCCACGUCCCGCCAUGUUAUGAAUGAGGCAUGACUUACUCCGUCCACCGUCCAAUUCAAUGAUCCUCAUAGAGGAGCAUUAGGAACCUAGUGCGCAUGCUUGGCACUCAGCAUGAAUCCAAUGCUUUCUUAUGAGCUUUAACAUUACGUGAUCGAGUCUUAUUCAGUACAUGGGAAGCUCCUCUUGUGGCUGUCAGUGUGACCGUCACUAGAGGUGGGUGUAAACUCUGCAAUGUAAACAUUGCCCUCUCUGCAAAACAGACAGUGCUUUACUUUGAAGGGUUAAAAAUACAGGACCUCUGGACCAAGACCACCUUAUUGAAAUGUUAGUGGUCCACUAACCAAGGUUAAUAAUGUAAUUUUAAGGAAUAACUUUUUUAUUGAAAAGACAGUUUAUAUAGUUAAAGACAGGGUACCACAAUGGGUACCAGGUUUGCACCCAGCUAUGCCAUUUUAUUUAUGGCCGCUUGGGAGGAAGCAUUUAUGUGGUUUGAACAUGGCUAUGGAAACACCAGGCUUACUAUUUUAGGUACACGGACGAUAUAUUUUUUUAUAUGGCACAGAUCCAAAUUUGAGCUAAAUACAUUUUAAAUUCUUUAAAUACUAAUAACUGGAGUAUAUUCUUUAAUGUAAAAUCAAGCAACGCUAGUAGUUUUAGACAUUAUCAAUAAUAGCAAGAUAUCUACUAAAACUCACUGGCUGUGACCUUCGUUAUCACACCGUUUAUUGCUUUAUCACUGGCUGUGAGCUGCGUUAGUUAUCGCACCAUAUAUUGCUGCGUUAUUACACCAGUUUUUGCAGCGUUAUCACUGUUUACUGCUGCGUUAUCACUGGCUGUGAACUUCAUUAUCAUACUGUAUAUUGCAGCAUUAUCACAGGCUGUGAACUUCAUUAUCAUACUGUAUAUUGCAGCAUUAUCACAGGCUGUGACCUGCGUUAUUGCACAGUUAUUGCUGAGUUAUCACAGGCUGUGACCUGCAUUAUCUUACUGUAUAUUUAUGCGUUAUAACUGGCUGUGACCUGUGUUAUCAUAUUGUAUAUUGCAGCGUUAUCACUGACUGUGAACUGCUUUCUUAAGCUUCUAUUUACAUGUAAUAAGUCCCGGUGUUAGGCGUUUCCUUAUAAUGCUUUUUUUAAUUUUUUUUAUGUAUUCAUUAUUUUUGUCUGUGUUAAAGGCAAUGUCUCUGCUCUGUCCCCUGUCAGGCAGUGCCGUGCUUGUGCCGGAUAUUCUGCUAAAGAUUGAGGAAGAGAAACAGGUUCUUGUUAAAUCGGUCUCUGACAGACCAGUCGGACGGACUGCACUUGAGUCCUCCAGAGGUAUGAUUCUAUUUGUCUCCUGCGUUAAUUCCCAUCCAAUCCAUUUAUCUACCCAUGUGUGUGCUUCGCAGAUCUCUGUGGAUAGAACUCCGCUUUUUACAAGCUUAGAAAUCACUCUUUGGAACUAACUGAUCAGGUUUAGCAGUCAGUGGCAAUUAGGAAAAAAGACUUUGUCUGUUGGACUGUAAUCACGGUUACUCACUAAAGUGAGAUUUAAAAGUGAAUUUAAUUAGCCGAACUGGAACCUUUGUCACUAGGCUUUCAGUUCAGCUAGUCUGGCAUUGAGUUUAAAAUUCACUUUGAAUUCCCAGUUAAGAAAAUAACCGUGUAAUGUGUGAUUUGAUGAAAUCUGAAUAUUUUAUGGAAAGAUACCACAACAAAUAAUUACACAUAUAUAUAUAUAAAAUGUAUUUUUAAAGUUACAAACAUAUAUGCGUAAAGAGGGGGAUUGUUAUAAAUCAGUGCCAUGCUUUGUGACCACAACAAAGAAGGUUCGGAAUGUGGCUGUGCAAAUCUACAAGAAAGGCAUAAAACAAAACAUAGUGUGAUAUUGUUAUAAAACACAAUCUUUUUCACUCACAAGAUGUAGACAGGAUAAGCGCUCAUAGGGUGCCUCCCCCGAUAUGAUGGGGGGCUAGCUGGUACGUUUUAUCACCUCUGGAUACUUAUUUUACCAAAAGAUAUCCGCAGGUCAGGGUUAGGUAAUAAAAAGAUUUAUUCAAUAAAAAAGUAGUCACCAAUUCAGCAUAGGAUAUGAAUAGCAGAAAAAUAGUCCUACGCGUUUCCUCGGGGACCACAAUAAAACAAUAACAAUGUAUCAAUACACAAUAUAAAGAAUAAACAUAUGUUAAAUUUUUAAAUUGUGUAUUGAUGCAUUGUGUUACAAGGGCUGGACAGUAAGAACUGAUUUGGUGAAUGAUUGUCCAGGAUUAUCAUGGUAUUUCCAAAUUCCCCACCCCCUCUUAACACACAACUAAACAAAUUCAGCAGUGGCUCCAGAAGAUGAAUUAAAACAUCUGCUAUCACUAGAUCGGAGCGUCACUGACCUUUAUGGGAAGUUAUGGAGAGCAGAGUGCACAUCCUACUAACAUCAUAAAGAUGUCCCCUUUAAAAAAGGACACUAUAGUCACCAGAACAACUACAGCUGGAAUUUGACAGUUUCCAGGUCCUCCUCCCAACAGCCCCUGCUGUAACAUACAGUAAUGAAAACUACGAGGACAUAAACCGUUACCUUUCUACUUCAAAAUAUACAACUUAGUCAGUUUUAAUAGCAAUGCUAACGAAUGGGGAGGAUUCGAACAGACAUACACAGUACAGCAUAAAUUAAACAUAGCCGGAGACGCCACACUAUACCGGCGCGCAGUACACAACAGAAAAUAGGCACAACCAUUCUAUCUUAGGCAGUCCCAAGUGGCUAGGUUUGCCACAAUGCUCCCCCAAAACCAAGCCGGCAUACACAGUCUGAUCCCAACGGAUCGGCUUGGGGAUGUCCGGGGGAGUGCUCACAGAUCAUUUCUCAAGUUCUGUCUGUCUGGACAACCCAUCGGCGUUACCAUUCUGUUUUCCAGGGCGAUAAUGGAUCGUGAAAUCAAACGGCUGCAGCGCCAAACUCCAGCGCAACAGCCGGGCAUUGUCUCCUGACACCCUGUGUAGCCACACCAACGGGUUGUGAUCUGUGAGCAAGGAGAAUGGUUGUCCAUACAAAUAAGGUUGUAACUUUUUGAGGGCCCACACCACGGCCAGGCAUUCCUUCUCGAUGGCAGCGUAGCCUACUUCCCUUGGUAGUAAUUUUCUGCUUAAGUAAGCUACGGGAUGUUCUCCGCCAUCAGCUCCCACUUGGCUCAGUACUGCCCCCAAUCCAAACAUGGAAGCUGUGGCAAACCUAGCCACUCGGACUAUAACUGGACACUAUGCCUUUAAGGGUUGCCUAUAGGUCUGGAGAGAGAUGCGUUGUAACUGUAUGUGCCUGCUUCAUGUAUUCCCUGCAUUGCCUGUACCUAUCUGUUCCGCCGAAUGCAAAUGGCGGUUUGUAUGGGGAUUCCCGUUCGUUUCGCGAACGGCACUUUGGAGGGCCGUUCGUGAAACGAAUGCGAUACCCCCUAAUAGCCCACACACUUAGAGGCGUGUGGCGCUAGUUAACCGAUUGCAACAUUGUUGCAAUCGGUUAUUAGAGGCUCUCCUGGGUGGCCGUCGUUCGACUACCGACCAUGCGGCGGUCGGCCAUCUUGGAUCCCUGGUUCUUCAGCGGGUCCGUGUCGUCGAACGCAUAGCAUUACCAACAGUUAUUCGACGGCACGAACACCGCUGAGCCUCCAGGACGUUCGGGAGUUUCAGGACCAGGUUCACUAAAAGCAAUCGGUUCUUUUCGUGGGUUUGGAAAGAAAUGUGUUUUCUGUGCGGCGUUCGGUUAUUUUAGCUGGGAUCUGGGCGGCAAUCUCACGAAUGAUGCGCCCAGACCCCAGCUAUCUACCGAACGUCCAUUCGUGUAAAUCCACCGUAUAUUAUACCAGUUGUAGAUUUUUAUGUGAAUUGCCGGUUCUGCUGCACGAGGGGAUAGUCCCCUUAACGGUGCAUUCUGGGAGGAUGAUCCCUCUCGUGCAGCGGUGCCUGAUGGGAGAAAUAUGUGGUACUGUAAGUCCCCCAUGUAGUCCCCUCCUGUACAACCCCUGUGAUGUCAGUUUGGAAACCCCUUGCAUGGGGAAUUGCAUAAAUACUGUGACCUGUGAUUAAAACCUCAGUUGACUCCCAGCCUAUGUGUCGUCUAGUUCUUGGGAAGGAAGGGUUACUGCAGUGCUGUUUGGAUUACUAUAUGCUGAUUCCCUGGAUUAUCCUUUGUUGUUCCUGUUACCCAGCGGAGAUAUCGUGGAUCAUACUGCCUCUCCGCUACAAUUGGUGGCAAGCGACGGGAUUGAAUUUACACAGCAAAGCAACGUUCGGCAGAUUUUUAAACGAAUCAAGGAACAAGCAUUCGGGAAUCAGCGCAUUCGAAUAAACCUCACGAACAGCAGGUGAAUGGGAACAGAUUACACCCUGCUAAAACGGAGCACAUUAAAGGAGCUGCUGGAAGCAAGAGGAGCAAUCGCCAGUAACAAGGCAAAAGCUGUCCUAAUUACGGAACUCAUGGAAGGAGACAGAGCCGCAGCUGCUGCAGCACCUCAAAUGGAGGGACAAAACAACGAAUUUACAGCGGAAUUCCGAGCACGACUGGCUUUAUUUCCUGAACCACCAUCUACAGAAAUGUUUAACCGGCUGUUCGCCGAUGUACAGGAGUACAUUAUGGCUAGGGGACCGCCAGGAAACCAGCAAGCCAGAGAAAGAGCCGCAACGCCAGUCCAUAGUUUCCCAGGGAAAACCAAAAUCCCAUAUCAAGCCUUCAAAAGCUAUGUGGAGACGGAGGGUGGCGUUGACGACUAUUUACAGGAUUUCGAGAGACUGUGUUUGCUGCACGAGAUUAAUGAUGCAGACAGAGUACCCCUACUAGCGGGGAGAUUAUCUGGGCGAGCCGCCGAAGCGUACCGGGCAGUACCAGACGAGGAUAGUAGAGACUACGCUAAAGUAAAACGGGCCAUCCUAGCCCGGUAUGCCAUCACCUCAGAGGCAUACCGAAAGAAGUUUCGGGACAUUAAAAAACCCAGUAAGGACACCCAUGUGGAGUGGGCGCACCAGCUACAACGAGCUGCCAAAGGGUGGCUGGAGGCCGCCCAAGUUGAUACAUUGGAGGGUCUGUUCCAGCUAAUGGUACUGGAACAAUUCUUCAAUGGCGUCCCGACCUACCUACAAAACUGGAUCCGGGACAGAAAGCCACACACCCUGCAGGAAGCGGCUAAUAUGGCAGACGAUUUCCAGGACAAUCGGAGAGAUCAACCCAUACCAACCCGAACCACCAUCCCCCCUACAACGGCCAGCCCUCCAGGGGGCCCCGCAACGUACCAGCGACCAGGGGUAAAUCAGAAUUCCUACCCCCCCAGAUAUUCAGCACGUCCACCAAUCCGGUGCCAUACCUGCAACCAACAGGGGCACAUCCAGAGAGACUGCCCACGGAACCGGCCUCGACCCAGCUGGAAUAACGCCGCCCCGAGCAACCGUGCCGCAGUCCACUGUCUACAGGCCGAAUCCGACCAAAAUCUGGAGUUGGGGACGACCCGGGAGGAACCCCUCGGUACUCUACACGAGGUGAACCCUAUCCAGGCCGCCUCCGAUAACCGCCAAGGGCACCGCCAGGAAGUACACAUGGAGGGGAGGAAAGUGCAAGGACUUCGUGACUCGGGAGCCACCCUAACUCUAGUACGCAGUCAUCUGGUACCAAAGCCCAAGCUCACGGGGGACUGUGUGGCUGUGCGGGUGGCUGGGGGAGCCAUUUACAAAGUACCCACGGCCAAGGUGCACUUGAAUUGGGGAGCGGGGCACGGGAAUGUAUAUGUGGGGAUGAUGCAAGACUUGCCAGCGGAUGUGAUUUUGGGCAACGAUUUGGGGGAGCUGACUUCGGCUUUUGUUCCCCAGCCCACCGUACAAGAAGCAUACCCGGUUGUGACCCGGCAACAGGCCCGCACCACUGCACCAUUCGAACACUCUGAGGCUCAGGUAAGCAAUGACCCUCCCCUACCCCCUACCCUGCCCUGGGCCAAUUCCAUAGAGUUCGGGGCCGAAGUAGCCCUAGAUCCUUCGUUACAGGUGUACAAAGAUCGCAUGGAUAAAAAUCAAGCUGGGUUAGAGGGGGAAAGGUAUAUCUGGGACAAAGGGCUACUAUAUCGGCACGCAGAGAAGGUAGUGUCCGGGUCAAUACCGUUGCCCAUUAAACAGCUAAUAGUGCCUCGAAAAUAUAGGUUAGAGCUGUUACGCAUAGCCCAUGAUAUCCCCCUGUCUGGACACCUAGGCAUCAGUCUGACCAAGCACAGGCUGACCCAAAAUUUCUUUUGGCCAGGUAUUUCCCAGGAUAUUAAGCGGUAUUGUCAGACCUGCGAUACCUGCCAAAGGGUAGGCAAGAGGGGGGACAGAUACAAAGCCCGACUACGGUCUCUGCCCAUCAUUGAAGAACCAUUCAGUAGGGUGGCAGUAGACAUUAUAGGUCCCCUCGCAAAACCCAGCCCCUCCGGCAAGAAGUAUGUUCUAACUGUGGUGGACUACGCCACCCGGUACCCCGAGGCAGUGGCCCUAACGAACGUACACGCAGAAACGGUAGCCGAGGCCCUGAUGAGGAUAUUCACCCGGGUAGGAUUUCCCCGGGAGAUUAUCUCCGAUAGAGGCACCCAGUUUACUGCUGAAGUGACCCAUCAGCUCUGGAAAAUAUGUGGGAUACAACAAAUCCUCAACUCCCCAUACCACCCCCAGUCCAAUGGGCUCUGUGAACGAUUUAACGGAACCCUGAAACAAAUGAUCCGCACGUUCAUGGACACCCAAAAGGACUGGGAGCGGUUCUUACCCCACCUACUGUUCGCGUAUCGAGAAGUGCCGCAAGAAUCCACCGGAUUCUCUCCGUUCGAAUUAUUAUUCGGGAGGAGAGUGAGGGGACCUCUUGACUUGAUACGGGAACACUGGGAGGGAGACGAAACCGUUAAUGGCACCCCUAUCUUACCAUAUGUGCUCGAGUUCCGGGAACGCCUGGGGAGGCUAACCCAGACCGUCCGAGACAAUCUCCAGGUAGCGCAACAACGACAGCGCCGAUGGUAUGAUAAGGGAGCCAGGGACCGCAGCUUUCAGGUGGGGCAGAAAGUCCUAAUCCUGCGACCCGUCCACAAAGAUAAGCUGCAGGCUCAACGAUAAAACGACCUCUGACGCAUAUCCCAUGCCCCGAAUAGACGAACUCCUCGACAAAAUGGCCAGGGGUCAAUACCUAACCACUAUAGACUUGUGCAAAGGAUACUGGCAGAUUCCCUUAGCGGACGACGCCAUCCCUAAGUCGGCUUUUGUCACCCCGUUUGGCCUGUAUCAGUUUAAGGUCAUGCCAUUCGGGAUGAAAAACGCUCCAGCUACCUUCCAGAGAAUGGUGGACAGACUGUUAGAUGGGUUCCAGGAGUAUGCCUGCGCGUAUCUAGAUGAUAUCGCCAUAUUCAGCCACUCCUGGCACGAACAUCUGGUUCACAUAGGAGCCAUUCUAGACCGAAUCCGAGAGGCCGGACUGACCCUAAAACCCAGCAAAUGCCAUAUCGGUAUGGCGGAAGUCCAGUAUCUGGGACACCGGGUAGGGAGUGGGCAACAGAAACCCGAACCUGCUAAAAUAGAGGCAGUCGCCCAAUGGCCUACCCCUCGCACCAAGACCCAAGUGCUCGCCUUUUUAGGGACCGCCGGGUACUACCGGAAGUUUGUGGCCAACUAUAGCGCCCUCGCCAAACCCCUCACAGACCUGACCCGCAAGAACCUCCCUAAGUUAGUAGUCUGGGCCCCAGAGUGUGAGCAGGCGUUCCAACAGCUCAAGACGGCGCUGGUUAAUUCUCCUGUACUUUCUGCUCCUGAUCCAACUAAACGCUUUCUCGUCCACACAGACGCUUCUAUGUUUGGAUUGGGAGCAGUACUGAGCCAAGUUGGACCCGAUGGCGGCGAGCACCCCGUAGCUUACCUAAGCCGAAAACUUUUACCCAGGGAAGUAAGCUACGCCGCCAUUGAAAAGGAGUGCCUGGCUGUGGUGUGGGCCCUCAAGAAGUUGCAACCCUACUUAUACGGGCAACCCUUCACUUUACUCACGGAUCACAACCCGUUGGUGUGGCUGAACAGGGUGUCCGGAGACAAUGCCAGGCUGCUGCGCUGGAGUUUGGCGCUGCAGCCUUUUGACUUUACUAUCCACUACCGCCCUGGGAAGCAGAAUGGCAACGCCGACGGGUUGUCUAGACAAACAGACUUGGAGCCGUGAUUCGUGAGUACUCCUCCGGACAUCCCCAAGCCGAUCCGUUGGGAUCAGACUGUGUAUGCCGGCUUGGUUCUGGGGGAGCAUUGUGGCAAACCUAGCCACUCGGACUAUAACUGGACACUAUGCCUUUAAGGGUUGCCUAUAGGUCUGGAGAGAGAUGCGUUGUAACUGUAUGUGCCUGCUUCAUGUAUUCCCUGCAUUGCCUGUACCUAUCUGUUCCGCCGAAUGCAAAUGGCGGUUUGUAUGGGGAUUCCCGUUCGUUUCGCGAACGGCACUUUGGAGGGCCGUUCGUGAAACGAAUGCGAUACCCCCUAAUAGCCCACACACUUAGAGGCGUGUGGCGCUAGUUAACCGAUUGCAACAUUGUUGCAAUCGGUUAUUAGAGGCUCUCCUGGGUGGCCGUCGUUCGACUACCGACCAUGCGGCGGUCGGCCAUCUUGGAUCCCUGGUUCUUCAGCGGGUCCGUGUCGUCGAACGCAUAGCAUUACCAACAGUUAUUCGACGGCACGAACACCGCUGAGCCUCCAGGACGUUCGGGAGUUUCAGGACCAGGUUCACUAAAAGCAAUCGGUUCUUUUCGUGGGUUUGGAAAGAAAUGUGUUUUCUGUGCGGCGUUCGGUUAUUUUAGCUGGGAUCUGGGCGGCAAUCUCACGAAUGAUGCGCCCAGACCCCAGCUAUCUACCGAACGUCCAUUCGUGUAAAUCCACCGUAUAUUAUACCAGUUGUAGAUUUUUAUGUGAAUUGCCGGUUCUGCUGCACGAGGGGAUAGUCCCCUUAACGGUGCAUUCUGGGAGGAUGAUCCCUCUCGUGCAGCGGGGCCUGAUGGGAGAAAUAUGUGGUACUGUAAGUCCCCCAUGUAGUCCCCUCCUGUACAACCCCUGUGAUGUCAGUUUGGAAACCCCUUGCAUGGGGAAUUGCAUAAAUACUGUGACCUGUGAUUAAAACCUCAGUUGACUCCCAGCCUAUGUGUCGUCUAGUUCUUGGGAAGGAAGGGUUACUGCAGUGCUGUUUGGAUUACUAUAUGCUGAUUCCCUGGAUUAUCCUUUGUUGUUCCUGUUACCCAGCGGAGAUAUCGUGGACCAUACUGCCUCUCCGCUACAGAAGCGUCUGUGUGAACAAGAAAUCGUUUAGUUGGAUCAGGGGCAGUUAACACAGGAGCCUUAGUUAAUGCAGUUUUUAGUUCAUGGAAUGCCUGUUCACACUCUGGGGCCCAGUUGACCUGUUGUGGCAAGUUUUUCUUGGUCAAGUCCGUCAGGGGUUUGGCCAGGGCGCUGUAAUUGGGCACAAAUUUUCUGUAGUAACCAGCAGUACCAAGGAACGCCAAUACUUGUGUCUUUGUCCUGGGGGUAGGCCACUUAGCUACUGCCUCUAUCUUGGCCGGUUCGGGCCUCUGCUGUCCGCAUCCUACCCUGUGACCCAGGUACUGCACCUCUGCCAUCCCUAUGUGACACUUGCUAGGUUUUAGUGUCAGCCCUGCCUCUCCAAUACGGUCAAUGACCACACUAAUAUGUUUCAAAUGAUUUGCCCAGGUCUGGCUAUAAAUGGCUAUAUCAUCUAAGUACGCACAGGCGUACUCUUGGAACCCGUCCAGUAGCCGAUCUACCAUCCUCUGAAAGGUAGCCGGAGCGUUUUUCAUCCCGAAAGGCAUGACCCGAAAUUGAUACAGGCCAAACGGGGUGACAAACGCCGACUUGGGGAUGGCCUCCUCGGCUAGUGGAAUCUGCCAGUAUCCCUUACACAGAUCAAUGGUAGUGAGAUACUGGCCUCUUGCCAUCCUAUCUAGCAGCUCGUCUAUACGGGGCAUCGGGUAGGCGUCAGACACUGUUUUGUCAUUGAGCCUCCGGUAGUCUACACAAAACCGCGUGGUGCCAUCCUUCUUGGGUACUAGCACUACCGGUGAUGCCCAGGGGCUAUCUGAAUGUUCGAUAACCCCUAACUGCAACAUUUCCUCAAUUUCUUUCCUCAUGUGCUCCCUUACUGCUUCAGGGAUACGAUACGGAGUCUGUCUCAUAGGGAGCUGUCCUGGGGUCUCUACUCGGUGGGUAGCUAACAGAGUGUACCCUGGUAAAUUGGAGAAGGUAGCACCUUUUGCCGCAAUCAACUCCUGUACCUGGGCACGCUCCUGGAGACUUAGCCGCUCCCCCAGCUGCACACCUGUAGCGUUUUCUGCAGAAUCUUCCUUUUCUAACAUGUCUGGCAAGGGCAGAUUCUCAUAAUCCUCAGUGGCUGGGGCACAGAUGGCUGCUACCUCCUCUAUUCUCUGGUGAUAGGGUUUGAGUAUGUUCACAUGGAGCAUGCGUCGUUUCCCUACCCCAGAGCACGGGCCGAUCACAUAAGUGGUGUCACAUCUCUGUUCUACCACUUGGUAUGGGCCCUGCCAUGUGGCCUGUAGCUUGUCUGUGCGGACAGGUUUCAAAAUUAGAACUUUCUGUCCCACCUGAAAGCUACGGUCUCUGGCUCCCCUAUCGUACCACCGGCGCUGUCGCCGCUGAGCCGCCCGGAGGUUCUCCCGUACGGUUUGGGUUAGAGCCUCCAAGCGGUCCCGGAACUCCAGCACGUAUGGCACAAUGGGGACUCCAUCUGCACUGCUCCCCCCCUCCCAAUGUUCUCUAAUUAAGUCUAGGGGUCCCCUCACCCUUCUCCCAAACAAUAACUCAAACGGAGAGAAGCCGGUAGAUUCCUGUGGCACUUCUCGGUACGCAAAAAGCAGAUGGGGUAAAAACCUCUCCCAGUCUUUAUGGGACUCCCCAAAUGUCCUGAGCAUCUGCUUCAAGGUACCGUUAAAGCGCUCACACAACCCAUUGGACUGCGGGUGAUAGGCAGAAUUUACAAUUGGCUUAAUGCCACAUAACUUCCAUAGCUGGUGGGUCACUUCGGCUGUAAAUUGGGUCCCCCUAUCCGAAAUUAUCUCUUGGGGAAAUCCCAUCCUGGAAAAUAUCUUCAUCAUAGCUUCGGCUACCGUUUCUGCUUGUAUAUUGGAAAGGGCUAUAGCCUCCGGGUACCGGGUGGCAUAAUCUACAAUGGUCAGAAUAUACCGCUUGCCGGAAGGGCUAGGCUUGGACAGUGGUCCUACUAUAUCCACUGCUACUCUGCUAAAGGGUUCUUCAAUAAUGGGAAGGGGGCACAAUUUCGCUUUGUGGCGGUCACCCCUUUUUCCCACUCUCUGACAAAUGUCACAUGUCUGACAAUACUGUCUCACAUCUCUAGAUAUACCUGGCCAGAAAAAUGCAUGUGUCAAUCUGUACCUCGUUCUUGUCAUCCCUAAAUGCCCAGACAGCGGAAUAUCGUGGGCAAUUCUAAGCAGUUCCUGCCGGUAUUUCUGGGGCACUAUAAGCUGCUUAUUAGUCACAUGUACAGACCCCCCUACCACCCGCUCAGCAACACGAUAUAACAGAUUUUUCUCCCAUACAUACUGUUCUCCCUCUAAACCUGUCUGACCAGCUGUCGCCUUAUCCUUAUAAAUUUGCAACGUGGGAUCGUUUUUAACCUCUGCCUCAAAGUCAGUGGGGUAUCCCAGGAAACACGGGUUACACGGGGUACAUUGUCUCUUACCUGAGCCUCAGAGUGUGUGGAAGAUGAAGCCGUGGUGCGAGCCUGCUGACGGGUGGUCACUGGAUAUGCCUCAUGGCGAGGACUUUGGGGCACAAAAGCGGAAGUCAUUUGCCCCAGGUCAUUCCCCAAAACAACAUCAGCUGGUAACUUGUGCAUCAGCCCCACCUCCACCAUACCUUCCCCCGCACCCCAAUUCAGAUGUACCUUGGCAGUUGGUAGCCGGUACAUGGCACCCUGUCAGGUAUAACUUAAAAUACAUUCGCCGUAAGAACCCACUUCCGGGUUCACGGCGCUUAGCUCCUCCCCUUUCUCUGACGCGGUCCCUCCACGAUAUUUAGGGAGACCGCGCCAGAUUCAAAACGCUGGAUUAUUGCACAGGUACCUGAAAAGUGAUCAGCUGUUUUUACCCCAUCCUGCCUGUAUCGGCCUCGGAUUGCUAAACGGACUCUUACUCUCUCCAUUCCUGGACCGCGGAUUGCUAAACGGACUUCCCCUCUCUACACUCCUAGACCACGGAUUGCUAAACGGACUUCUCCUCUCUCCACUCCUAGACCACGGAUUGCUAAACGGACUUCUCCUCUCUCCACUCCUAGACCACGGAUUGCUAAACGGACUUCUCCUCUCUCCACUCCUGGACCACGGUUUGCUAAACGGACUUCUCCUCUCUCCACUCCUAGACCACGGAUUGCUAAACAGACUUCUCCUCUCUCCACUCUCAGAUCGGCUUACUUAACAGACUAUCUUUUGAAUCCAUCGGGUGAAUUUAACCCUUAAAGUUCCAGAACUUGCCUUAUUAAGUUAAGUAUUUCUGUUCCAAUUAAUCCACUGUGUCAUUCUCUCUAAUUAAGUUUCUUAUUCUAAUUAAUCUGCUUAUAAGAUAUUCAUCCUCCAAUAACCAACUUACAUGUGUAAUUAAGGUAAUAGGAAUUACUCCUUUUUUCAAUAUAAAAAGAGGUGAAUCUAACAAUUACUUCAAUUAGGAAACUCUGCAGUUGAGUUCCAAUUAAAACAUAAGUAUCACAGAAUAAUCCAGCCUCUACAAUGGAACCAGCAGAUAUUAACUCUCAAGUUUCUGCCCUAACCAAUAGAGUGGAUACAAUUGCUCAGGGUUUACAGGAACUACAAAUUACAAAUGAGAGAAUAUUAACUUAUGUUAGAGACAUGCAAGGUCACCUUCCUCAUGCCGCUCUUCAAUCGGCUGGCGAUCCUGCUGUCUGUAAUCCUGAAAAAUUUUAUGGAGACAGAACAAAGUACAGAGAGUUUUUGAAUUCUUGCAAACUCCUAAUAGCCUUAAAACCUAGAUCUUAUCUCACCGAAAGAGCCAAAGUUUGUUCAGUGAUCUCUUUUUUAAGAGGUGAACCUAUGGCAUGGGCCCAUUCCUUUUUAGAGAAUGAUGAUCCCAUAUUAGAUUCAUUGGAUGACUUCUUUGAAGCUAUGUCUUUACUAUAUGAAGAACCUUAUAAACAGGCUACUGCUGAUUUAACCAUCAGAACUCUGCACCAAAAGAAUAGACCUGUUGAAGACUAUAUAGCAGAAUUCAAAAGAUGGGCUACAGAAACCCAAUGGAAUGACAUUUCUUUACGCAAUCAAUUCCGUCUCGGAUUAUCAUAAGCGGUGAAGGAUGAGCUCUCUCGUACUGAACUUCCUCCCACCUUAAAUGCAUUGAUUCAACUUUCCAUUAGUAUUGAUAGACGUCUAAGAGAAAGAAGAGCUGAAAAAGUUCUUACUAAUUCUACCUGGAGAAAACCUAUCACUUCUCCUAAAAUUACUGAAAAAUUCUCUACUCAAACCGAACCUAUGGAAGUAGGUAUAAUAAGAAGUCCUCUUACUUCUGAAGAAAGAAUAAGAAGGAGACAAUUAAACUUAUGUAUGUAUUGUGCCUCGAAAGAACAUCUAAUUCCCGAUUGUCCUCUACUGAAACAUUCAAAAAGUGGUAAACAUCAUUCAUCUACUUCAAUAUUGAACGUACUACAAAAAAGAAAUACAUCUACUUAUUUUUCUAUAUCUCUCAUAUUACAGUGGGAUACAAAAAGAAUCGUAACUGAGGCUAUAAUUGAUUCUGGUGCCAAUGGAACCUUUCUUGAUUUUUCCUUUGUUAUAAAAAAUAAAAUUCCUUGUGUUUGAAAAACUCACUUUGUUCCAAUCAGAGUUAUUGAUGGUUCAUUUAUAUCCUCUGGACCCAUAAAAGAUGAGACAAUUCCUCUAAAAAUAACUACCAACAACGUUCAUACCGAAUUCCUUACAUUUGAUGUUAUUAAAUCUCCACUUUAUCCGGUCAUUUUAGGAAUUAAUUGGUUAAAAACCCAUAAUCCUCUAAUUGAAUGGUCUCCCUUUACCAUCUCUUUCUCCUCUGAUUUUUGUAAAAAAACAUGUUUGCAACAUAUUCCUAUUCUCCAAAUUACUAAAGAACCAGUUAUACCUACAUUCUACUCCGAUUUUUCAGAUGUCUUCUGUAAAAAAGAAGCAGAAACACUUCCACCUCAUCGGAUAUAUGAUUGCCCAAUUGAUCUAAUACCUGGAGCUCCCAUUCCUUAUGGUCACAUCUACCCACUUUCUGAAAAGGAAUUAGAAAUCUUAAAGGAAUAUCUUAAUGAAAAUUUACGUAAGGGGUUCAUCAGACCCUCGACAUCCCCGGCUGCUUCUAGUAUAUUCUUCGUGAGAAAUAAAGAUCAAACCAUCCGUCCCAUUAUAGAUUACAGAGCCUUAAAUAAAAUAACAAUAAAAAAACGUUAUCCUCUUCCGCUAAUAAAUGAACUAAUUGAAAGAUUAAGAACUGCAACUAUAUUCACUAAACUCGACCUUCGGGGCGCUUAUAACCUCAUUAGAAUAAAACAGGAUGAUGAAUGGAAGACCGCCUUCCGAACAAGAUAUGGUCUAUACGAAUAUCUUGUAAUGCCUUUUGGGCUUUGUAAUGCCCCUGCUACAUUCCAACAUUUCAUAAAUGAUAUCUUUAGAGAUCUCUUGGAUAUAUGUGUAAUUAUCUAUUUAGAUGAUAUCUUAAUAUAUUCUAACAAUCUGGAUGAACAUAGGAAGCAUGUAAGAUGGGUUCUAUCUAGAUUGAGAACUCACAAAUUAUACGCUAAACCAGAGAAAUGCCUUUUUGAGGUUACCGAAUUAUCUUUUCUAGGAUACAUUAUUUCACCUCAUUCCUUAAAAAUGGAUAACUCUAAAAUUGAAUGUAUUAUUAACUGGCCCGUUCCUACUACUACUAAAGAAUUACAGCGAUUUCUUGGAUUUGCAAAUUUCUAUAGGAAAUUUAUUAGAAACUACUCAGAUGUAUCACAUCCACUUAAUCUUCUUAACAGUAGUAAACGUCCUUUCAACUGGAAUAAAGAAGCCCAAAAAGCCUUUACUGAAUUAAAAAAAAGAUUUACAACCGCACCUAUUCUGCAACUACCUAAUCCAACAUGCUUAUAUGUUCUUGAAGUAGAUGCAUCAGAUUCAGCUAUCGGAGCAGUUCUUUCUCAACAAAAAACACCCCAAGAUCCACUUCAUCCAGUUGCCUUCUUUUCAAGAUCCUUGAGCUCUGCUGAGAAAAAUUAUCCUAUUGGUGAAAAAGAAUUGUUAAGCGUUAAAGCUGCCUUUGAAAAUUGGCGUCAUCUUCUUGAAGAUACUAAACAUCCUAUAGUUGUUUAUACUGAUCAUAAAAAUCUCGAAUAUCUCUAUACUAACAAAACCCUUACAGCUAGACAAGUUAGAUGGAACCUCUUUUUUAACCGCUUUAACUUCCAAUUAGUAUACAGACCUGGAACUAGAAAUCAAAAAGCUGACGCCCUCUCCCGAAUUUCUUAUAAAACUUCUAUAGAUGAUUAUCCUUCUAACAAAAUAAUUGGAAUCCUUUCCUCUCUUCAAGAUGACUUAAAGAAUUUGAAUCAAGAAGAUCUUGAACUUCCCAAAACACCUAUAUUAACAAAAAAGGAUGGUAUAUUUUACUUUAAAAAUAGAAUUUAUAUCCCUCCUAUUUUUAGAAAUAAAUUACUUAAAAUGGUUCAUGACUCACCACUAGCCGGACAUCCUGGGAUUAAAAAAACUCUUGAACUAACUUCACGAUAUUAUUGGUGGCCUUGCCAAAAUAAAACCAUUGAAUUAUAUGUCAAAACUUGCCCUAUCUGUCAAAGAUCCAAAACCGAACAUAAUCAACCUUUUGGGUUACUACUUAACUUACCUAUUCCAGAAAAACCUUGGCAAUCCAUUUCUAUGGAUUUUCUUGUGGAUCUUCCACCAUCUCAGCAUUCCACCACUAUUCUUGUCGUUGUGGACCGCUUCACAAAAAUGGCCCAUUUUAUUCCUUUAAAGAAAUUACCCUCCUCCGUAGAAUUAUCCAAAGUCUUCAUAGAUAAUAUUGUAAAACUUCAUGGUCUUCCUGAAGAAAUUAUUUCUGAUAGAGGGACACAAUUUACCUCCAAAUUCUGGAAGGAGAUGUGUCUCUCCCUUCAAAUUCAACGCAAACUCUCAUCCGCCUACCAUCCUCAAACUAAUGGACAAACAGAGAGAGUUAAUCAAUGUCUGGAACAGUAUCUUCGAUGUUAUUGUUCAUACCUACAGGAUGACUGGACCACAUGGUUACCUAUGGCCGAAUUCUCUUAUAACAAUACUAUUCAUUCUAGUACGAAAAUGACUCCCUUCUUCUCGAACUAUGGGUUCCAUCCAUCUUCAUUUUCCAUUCAAAAUAAUAUUUCAUCCAAUCCUACUGUUACAUCAAAAAACAAAUUUAUGUCCUCACUAUUUCUCAAAUUACGGGAAAAUCUUCAACUUAACAAAUAACCAGAAAAAAUAUUUUGACGAUAAAAGAAGAAUUCCCCCUCCUUAUAAUGUAGGGGAUCUGGUCUGGCUUUCCUCUAGGAAUAUUACCACAAACCGUCCUUCAAAGAAAUUAAGCUCUGUUUUUCUUGGUCCUUUUAAAGUAAAUACGAUUAUUAAUGAUAACGUUGUUAAACUGGACCUCCCUCCAAGUUUUAAACUUCAUCCUGUAUUCCAUGUCUCUUUGCUUAAACCUCACCUCCCUGAUCCUUUCAAUAGGAAUUUAGUAACAGCUCCUGAUCCUAUCAUUGUCCAAGGUGAAGAAGAAUAUGAAGUACAUAGAAUUUUGGAUUCACGUAUCCACCGUGGCUCCUUACAAUACCUUAUUAGAUGGAAAGGUUAUGGUAUUGAUGAAGACACUUGGGAAGAUUCAUCUAAUGUACAUGCUAAGAGGUUAGUUGCUGCAUUUCACAAACGUUAUCCCUCCAAACCGAGAUAAGUGCACCCAGAGGAUGCCCCAUGAGAAGGGGGUACUGUCAGGUAUAACUUAAAAUACAUUCUCCGUAAGAACCCACUUCCGGGUUCACGGCGCUUAGCCCCUCCCCUUUCUCUGACGCGGUCCCUCCACGAUAUUUAGGGAGACCGCGCCAGAUUCAAAACGCUGGAUUAUUGCACAGGUACCUGAAAAGUGAUCAGCUGUUUUUACCCCAUCCUGCCUGUAUCGGCCUCGGAUUGCUAAACGGACUCUUACUCUCUCCAUUCCUGGACCGCGGAUUGCUAAACGGACUUCCCCUCUCUACACUCCUAGACCACGGAUUGCUAAACGGACUUCUCCUCUCUCCACUCCUAGACCACGGAUUGCUAAACGGACUUCUCCUCUCUCCACUCCUAGACCACGGAUUGCUAAACGGACUUCUCCUCUCUCCACUCCUGGACCACGGAUUGCUAAACGGACUUCUCCUCUCUCCACUCCUAGACCACGGAUUGCUAAACAGACUUCUCCUCUCUCCACUCUCAGAUCGGCUUACUUAACAGACUAUCUUUUGAAUCCAUCGGGUGAAUUUAACCCUUAAAGUUCCAGAACUUGCCUUAUUAAGUUAAGUAUUUCUGUUCCAAUUAAUCCACUGUGUCAUUCUCUCUAAUUAAGUUUCUUAUUCUAAUUAAUCUGCUUAUAAGAUAUUCAUCCUCCAAUAACCAACUUACAUGUGUAAUUAAGGUAAUAGGAAUUACUCCUUUUUUCAAUAUAAAAAGAGGUGAAUCUAACAAUUACUUCAAUUAGGAAACUCUGCAGUUGAGUUCCAAUUAAAACAUAAGUAUCACACACCCCCUGCUACCCGGACUGCUACCGAUCCCCCAGUAUGUGCUGAUCCUGACACCAAAUGCGGGGCAACCAAAGUUAAGGUAGCGCCGGAAUCACGUAGCCCCUGUACCUCUUUCCCUUCCAGAGUCACGGUCUGGCAAUGUGGUUGUCGGUUGUCAGUAGCAUGGAUGGACAUUACAUCGUGCAAAACGCCCAGGGGUUCAUCAGCCGACUCAAGCGGCACUCCUGGCAAAGUUGGCUCUGCAUGAUUAUAAUGAGCAGCUGCCCGCGGGGCCAUAUUCUGCCGGAGCUGAUUCCAGUUCUUGCGGCUCCGGUUUUGGGUGCACUCCCGGGCCAUGUGCCCCCAUUGCUUACAGGCAUGGCACUGGAUGUUGGACCUGCCAUUAUAACGGGAGUGGGGAGGUUGUCCCACAAGUGCUGGUCUGGAUGGUGCUGUCGCUGGGGCAGGAGCAAUAACUGGAAACGGUUGCGGGUUGGGUUUUGCAUACCCUCGGUUAUUAUUUUUAUGAUGCCUCCUAGCAUCAUAAUGUUGGUCGGCCAAUCGUGCCGCUUCGGUUAGGGUGUGAGGAUUUCGGUCAUUCACCCAUUCUUGAGCCUCUGGUGCCAGGCCAUUACAAAACUGCUCCAGUAGCAACAUCUGGCGUAACUCUUCCAUGGUGGUAGCUCUGCUGGCUUGUAUCCAGCCUUGUGAGGCUUGGUCAAGCUUGUGUGCCCACUCCGCAUGUGAGUCUUUGUCCCCUUUUUUCAAUUCUCGGAACUUGCGCCGGUAUGCCUCUGGGGUAAUGGCAUACCUUUCUAAUAGCGCCUGCUUUACCUUGUCAUAAUUCUUGCUGUCCUCUCUGGGUACAGCCCGGUAGGCGUCUGCUGCACGCCCAGACAGUUUGCCUGCCAACAAAGGUACCCACAUAGCUUGCUCUACAUCAUGCAAGUCACACAAUCUUUCAAAAUAUCCAUCUAUUUCGUCUUUAUCCUCGCAAAAAGUUUUAAAUGCAUGAUGUGGUAUUUUUGGCCUUCCCUGGCCCACAGUUGAAACAGCAGUGGUUUCUGCUUGAGGUGAGAAGGCUUGAUUCCUUUGCGCCAUCACGUACUCCUGUGCAUCCGCCGAAAUUAUGGUCAUAAUUUCUGGAGAUACUGGAGCGGGCCAAAAUGCCAAUCUUGUCCUCAUUUCUCGUUCAAAUGGGGUCUCCUCCAUGUUUGCUGGGGGUGUAGCACUACGAGCUCGGUCUCCUUCCAUUAGCUCGGCAAUAAGUCUUGCUUUAGGCUUAUUGCUGGCUAUCUUACCCCUGGCUUCCAACAGCUCCUUUAACGUUUGCCGUUUCAAUAUGGUGUAGUCCGUCCCCAUUCACUUAUGCAUCUGUAUCAAUUGCCUUCUGCUUUCCAGUAUGUCAAUUCCAAUUGUAUAAACAGCGUUUUUCCUGCUGUACGGUUGGAUCCCGCCGCUUGCCACCAAUUGUUGCGGAGCUGCAAUUUUAUAAUCCCAGGAUCUCUGCUGGUAGAAUGCAAUAACCAAGUACAAAGCUGGAAGCAGGCAAUAUUCCCAAAUCCUCCCAAGAACCAGACGAAACACAGUCUGAGAGUCAACUGCCACUUUAUUCAAAAAGACUGAUAUUUAAAGCAGGUCACUCAACUGUCACUUUAUUAAAAAUAACUGAUAUUUAAAGCAGGUCACUCAACAGGGGUUUCCAAAGAUGGGCAGCAGGGGUUUUGGUUGAGGGGACUGGAGGGAGACUACCGUUUCCAGGUCCUCCUCCCAACAGCCCCUGCUGUAACAUACAGUAAUGAAAACUACGAGGACAUAAACCGUUACCUUUCUACUUCAAAAUAUACAACUUAGUCAGUUUUAAUAGCAAUGCUAACGAAUGGGGAGGAUUCGAACAGACAUACACAGUACAGCAUAAAUUAAACAUAGCCGGAGACGCCACACUAUACCGGCGCGCAGUACACAACAGAAAAUAGGCACAACCAUUCUAUCUUAGGCAGUCCCAAGUGGCUAGGUUUGCCACAAGAAGAAUCAUUACCUUCAGGCUUUUUGCUGUAAACACUGUCUUUUCAGAGAAAAUGCAGUGUUUACUUUACAGCCUAGUGAUAACUUCACUGGCCACUCCUCAGAUGGCUGUUAGAGAUCCUUCCUGGGGCAUGGCUGCCUAAAAUGCAUCCAAACAUUCAGUAUCUCCUCCCUCUGCAUGCAGACACUGAACUUUCCUCAUAGAGAUACAUUGAUUCAAUUCAUCUCUAUGAGGAGAUGCUGAUUGGCCAGGGCUGGGUUUGAAACAUGCUGGUUCUGCCCCUGAUCUGCCUCUUUGUCAGUCUCAGCCAAUCCUAUGGGGAAGCAUUGUGAUUGGAUCAGGGUACCACUUCUGCUGAUGUCAGCAGGCAGUGGGCAGGUCUAAAGGAAACCGGGACUAAGUAAGCAGCGGCAGACUUGAAUGCAAGUAAGAUUUUACUAUAUUAAUGGCGGCAAGAGGAGGCCAGGGGGGCUAGAUGGUGGUUUUAACCCUUUAGGGUCAGGAAUACAUGUUUGUGUUCCUGACCCUCUAAUGCUCCUUAAUGCCUCAAUUGCUGAGUUUAAUUCGCUUUCAGGGCUCAAAUUGUCUAAAAUUCCCCGGAUGUGUAUGCUAUGGCCUUCAGUGGCAAAUAAAUUGUAUAGCGGCUCUGACACCUUCUGGAGUCUAUGCAUAUUUUAGAAAGACCCUCGAUGGUAACUUUGGUGUUCGGUGGCCCCGAGGUGCAGCUAUGGUGGUUAUACUUAUGUGAUUCUCUCUCUCAGGGGUACUACCAUGUUUAAUGUUUUUUGGAGGAGGUGCACUAAAGCCUGGCUAAAUAGAAUAGGACUUCACAUGUUAACCCCUGCCGCUGUACACCGCUUCGGCUCGUAUGACAGUAACGUUCUGAAAGCAGAGUGUCUGUACUUUUAUUAGAGAUUCCUGUUUUCAUUUAUCGUUAGGUCUUUGCGUAGUUUUUUUUGCUCCUAUAUAUAAACUACACACACCAGGAAGAAGAAAGUAAUUUAAGCGGGAGAGAAUUGUUAUUACUGUUUAUGUGAAAUCUCCUUAUGUAUUCUGGUAGGAAGCCGGACCCGAAAAGCAGAGCACCCCAUGAAAGUGAAGCACGAGGAUGAUAGUUGCUCCGAGACCGCCUUGGCAGAUAGAGGUAACAUGGACGUUAUUUGAUGUAAAUACCUGUGGUAAAUAGUAUAUGGAUAUCUGUUUAAUUCAGUUACGCAAGACUGCCCCUGGGUUGGGACAGGGCGCCGCCUGCUGCUAGGGUGGGUCGGGGUGCCGCCUGCUGCUAGGGUGGGUUGGGGUGCCGCCUGCCGCUGGGAUGGGUCGGGGCGCCGCCUGCCGCUGGGUUGGGUCGGGGCGCCGCCUGCCGCUGGGUUGGGUCGGGGCGCCGCCUGCCGCUGGGUUGGGACGGGGCGCCGCCUGCCGCUGGGUUCGGACGGGGUGCCGCCUGCCGCUGGGUUGAGACGGGACGCCGCCUGCCGCUGGGUUGAAACGGGACGCUACAUGAUUUGCUAUGCAAUUUAAAAUGUAUUGCUACGUCCUGUCCUAUGUCAUUCUGUAAUACAAUCCCACAGUCACAGUAUAUUCUGCGCACAGAAAACUCCAGUCUAAACCCACGUUGCAUUUUAUUAAUAUGUUGCACAUUUGCUGUAACAUAUUUGAAUGUUCUGAUCCAUAUUAGUAACUUUGUUUUACCAGGUACAUCUCCCAUUUCACACGAGCUGAUUGUGGUGGUUAAACAAGAGAGAGAGGAGGAGACCGAGCCGAAAGGAAAGCUGAAGGAGGAAGACGGAGUCAUCGAGGUUCAGAAUGAGGACAGUAUGGAUAAAACAGAGGAAAUUAGUGAGUGAAAACUCCCCACUAUUAGUCGCACCCCACUAGCUGCACAACACUAUUAGAGUCGCACCCCAUUACUUGCUCUUAUAUUUACAUAGUUAGGUCUUUGUUUCAUACUAAAUUUACAAAAUGUUUUCCUCUAGUUGUCUAUAUUUCUUUAGAAGUCUCUCAUACCUGUAAGUAGAUGUUAACUGUCUUACGACAAAAGCAAGUCCUGCUCCCCUUUGUUCAGUUAUUUUUGUAAAAAUCUGUGAAUACAAUUUUGCUAUAAUUUUUUUUUAAGACAUUUGUGUAAUUACUUUAAUUACUUUCUUGUAAUUUCUACUCUGUUUACUCCUCCAGAACAUGAGCUUGGAAGUGAUGCCAGUAUGGAGAAUCCUUCAGUGGGAGAAAGUGGCAAAUUGUGUACCCAAGUGCCCCUAAUUGGCCCAGACGGAGACAAUAUGUUUAUAUUUACGGAGACUGGGAUCGCACUGAACCGGGCUCUUCCACAGGAGUACACGCUAGAAAAUGCCUUGGAGUUUGAGAAAUACCUGAGCAGUCUGGCCAACCCACCAUCUCUUAUGCUUCGGGAUCCCCAGAGACCCGGACGAAGUGAGUUUGAUCGGGGCUUCUAUGAAAACUACAGCGUUCACAGCAAACAGAGGCUGAUGCUAAUGGGUGAAAAGCGCUACCGGUGCGCAGAAUGCGGAAAAGGAUUUACCAGGAACUCUCACCUAAAGGCUCACAAAAGAAUCCACACCGGGGAACGCCCGUUCAAGUGUAACGAGUGCAACAAAACCUUCAGUGAAAAUUCCCACCUCACCGUACACCUCAGGGUCCACUCAGGAGAGAAGCGUUAUAAGUGCAACAUGUGUGAGAAGAGUUUCAGCGAGAAUUCUAACCUCAUUGUCCACCAAAGGAUUCACACCGGGGAGAAACCUUAUAAGUGUCCGGAGUGUGACAUCUGUUUCAGUCAACAUUCCAGCCUGGUGCGUCACCGCAGGAAGCACUCUGGGGCACGUCCCUAUAAAUGCGCAGAGUGCGACAAGACAUUUAGCCAGAAGGGGCAUUUGAGCAACCACAUCAGAACACACACUGGAGAGAGGCCAUACAAGUGUGCAGAAUGUGGGAAGUGCUUCAGUGAACAUUCCCACCUCACAGGCCAUCAAAAGAUACACACCGGAGAACGACCCUAUACGUGUGAUGUCUGCCAGAAGGGUUUCAGUAAAAUUUCAAACCUUAAAGCCCAUCAACAGAUCCACACUGGUUAUCGCCCUUUUGUCUGCACACAGUGCGGUAAGAGUUUUACCCAGCACUCCACUUUGGUCCGACACCAAAGGGUCCACAUAGGGAAAAUGGAAUCAUUUUGGAGAAAGAUGUAUGAGGACUCGGUGGAGACAAGCAAGGAUGUAUCAUGGAAAGACAGUAUUGUAAUGAAGAGGGUAGAAUGUCAACAAACCAUAGAGCCAGAGGAAAUGUCCUGACCAACCGUUUCCACCGAAUGUACUGCCUCCUACCUAGUUAGACUAGAAUCCCUUAAUCACUGGAGAUCUACCAGUCUCCCACCCAUAAAAACAUUUAUGGCACAAUAAAUGAAUAGGCAUAUAUUUAUUGAAUCACAUUUACUUCUGUUAGUUUUAUGUAAGUUAUUUAUUAUGUUUUUACAAUAUUAUUUAUUCAUUUAUAGUGAUUUUGUCACAGAUUGCUUUUAAGAUUUUAGAGGAUGGAGCUAUGUUACGGACUGUUAAUAGGGCAUCUGCCCGUGGACAUUAUUGAACCAAAAGUGUAGUAUCAACCAUCAGCAUGCUGUGUAAGCACGUAUAGCAGUGCUACUUCACGGAAAAACAUUCCCUCUGUGAUCGUCCAGCGGGAAGACGGGAUGGGAAGUCUUACUUGAAAGAAACACUACCGUGACUCUACUUCUUUAGUGCAAUACACAGAUAACCUGCUUUCUUGGUUCCACUGAACGUUUUAAACCCCACACUACGAUUCCACGACACAAGGGUGCAGACCAUUUUAUUAUUUAUUUAUUUUUUUAAAUAUGAGUCUUAGGGGAAUCGUGAUCCAGAAACAAUUGUGAUGAUUCUCAAUACAUAGUGUAAAUGCCUUGAAAAGCAGUGCUUCAUGGUCAUUUUUGCAGACCACAACCAGCAUUGAAUGUGUUAAUCUGAUGAAUGGUUUACUCCCGUUACGUUAAUUGGCUCUAGUAAAAUGUCACCCAUUUAAUAGUUGAUUACCCAAAGGAUGGCUAGUAAACGAUUCUGAAGUCUCUGUUGGUGAGUUGGUAGCAGAGAGCAAAUGGCUGUGCUGUUUUUAUCUGUAAAGCUCAGUAUUCAUCUUGUGUGGAUAAUAUGGAUCCCGUUCUCUGUUAUAUCAGUGUGAGUGGAAUCCAUGUACAAUCCACAUUGCAAAACAAAGCAAUAUCUGCUAAUAAUCCUAAUAAAUCAGCUGAAGAGUCCAAUGUAAAACUAUUGCUCAUCGACAACGAGAACAACUCCUGCCCGGAAUAUCAUUAUAAACCUCAUUCGGGGAAGCAGUAUGAUAUCUGGAGGCACUGCUUGUUACUAUGUUCGUGCUGUGUUGGAAUCCAUAAAAAGUAUGUUUGACAUCAUCAUUAAUCGCACGGUUUGUAAUAAUACUUCUCACUCAUGGCUAAAGUCAUGAAUUAUGGGAACCAAAAGACACAUCCUGUCUGCGAGAUUAAUAAAAGAUGGACAGUGGAAUUGUUGUCUGCGUCAGUCUGUUGUCCACCUGUUACAGUUUGGUGUUAAUUUAGAAAAGUGAUUUCACAAGCUAACAAACUAUGCGUUUAAUCUUUGCAACAUCAAGAGUCCACGGAUCACUUUCCAGGACUGAACCAUCAUUUUCCUAUUCUGACUGGGUUUUUUACGGAGCAGUAAUUGCUUUGCUCUCGGACUAUCCUUUCCAUAGAACUGUUUACAUUGUGCAGGUUAAACUUCUGAUUAAUUCUCAGAUCUGAAGUUAUUUUUACGUUCGAUAUGUUGGCUGAUGCAUGUAAAGGGAAUACAAAUACAAAUAUCCAAAUUUCUUUGAAUCGUUGAUCCAAACAAACCACGAAUGGUACUCACCUAAGGACUGUUGGUGCUGCUAAAUACUUCUUACCACCGUUCUCUACGUGAAUUGAAGAUGACAAUUUAGGUUUUAUUUAUUUGUAGAUUUGAGUUUCUCCACCUGUUAGCAGGAAUGCCUGUUUUACAUUGUUUUUGUAUGUUCUGCAUUGAAUCUCUUUCUGCAUAGUUUGUUUUUACAAACAAUACCAAAGGUCCAAUAUGCGAUACUAUCCGAGGUCAUCUGAUUCUGCCGCUCAUCUUCCAUCUUAUGGUGUGAAUCUGUUCUCUCCAAUUAACCGAAUAAUGACAUUAAAGAACAAAACCUCACCCUGAAUUGAAUGGAGGUUUUUGUUGUCUGUUGAAAUACUUAUUCAACCAGUCUUAAUUCCAAAAUAGUAGAAAUACCCCCACUGCCAAAAUGAC
Molecule: messenger RNA, 38495 nt
Organism: Pelobates cultripes (western spadefoot toad)
Lineage: Eukaryota; Metazoa; Chordata; Amphibia; Anura; Pelobatidae
Source: the annotation of a GenBank genome assembly